AUGUCACCAAUUACCGUAGUCAAUAAACAGGUUACUGUAUUUUUAAUUGCCAUCAAAAAUAAAGAUGAGCAAUCGCUGAAAAGUUUAUUUCCAGACGGUCAGGCAAUGGACCCUCCAACAACCUUGGAUUCUGAUGAUAAAAGAUUGCUUCUUUUGGCGAAAAAUCUUGAAAGGCCUAAAAAGCCUAAAAAGCCUAAAACCCGAAAAGCCGCUUCCUGCUGUUUCAACACCACUAAAUACUCCUACAAAACCUGUCGUUGUUUAAUCGUCUACCGCUGCACCUGGCUAUUCCUAGUUCUUCUCGUUUUCCUGGCAGUUUUUAUGCUCAAACAUCAGAAAAAAGUUAGGAAAGCUUUCAAAAUUGCUAAUGCAUUUUUGGAGGAGGAGAAGGGUGAUGAUUGA
Messenger RNA from Caenorhabditis briggsae, 402 nucleotides. NCBI's taxonomy places the organism in Eukaryota, Metazoa, Nematoda, Chromadorea, Rhabditida, Rhabditidae. The coding region runs from base 1 to 402 and encodes 133 amino acids. The transcript is spliced from 3 exons. The record is from RefSeq and is a predicted model, not a curated record.